AUGGCCAAAGAUGAGUCGUCUCCGGCGCGCAGCCCGGGUUUGGAAGACGCCGAGUCGCUGUCCUCCGCGCCGCCGCAGCCGAAGCGCACGGCGCCGACAGAGACGACGGAAUCGGCUCCGCGCAUGAAGCGUGGCAAGUAUACAUCGCUAGCAUGCAAUGAGUGCAAGAGGCGAAAGCUCAAGUGUCUGCCGAUAGCCGACGGCGACAGCUGUGAGCGGUGCAAUGCCCGCAAGCUCCAGUGCAUCUUUGCCGUCAACUCGCCCAAGGGCGACAAGAAACGAGAUGAUGGAAAUCAGCAGAUACAGCUUCUCGGCGAUGAGCUGGCGCAGGUCCGCCACGAGCUCGCCAACCUCUCCCAGGCCGUGCUUGAGCUGCGGCAGCACCGCUCGCCGGCGCAUGCCGCCGCUGUCCAGGGCCGCGCCUCGAGCCACACCGACCCGUCCUCGACGCAGUCCCCUUCAGGCGCCGCCCUCAGCAAAGAUGCGGUGCCCAAGCACCCGCAAUUCGUAGGGCCGACGCGCCCCGCCUACGGCCUCAUGAUUGCCGAGCGCUCGCUCACGCGCAUGGGCAUACCCGACUCGCCAUCGUCCCCAUCGGGCGGCAGCGGGCCUGCCUCGCCAGACGCCCCGGCGCCGCAUGCCGUCGCCGACCCGGCCGCCGCCGCGGUGGCCGUGGACGUCGAGUUCUGGGCGCAGUGCUCGCCAGCCGAGGCGGCGCGGCUCAUGGGCGUGUUCGAGGAAGAGGCCGAGUCGGUGUAUCCGUACAUUGACAUCCUCGAGCUAGCCGCCCGGUCGGAGCAGAUCCUACGCAUCGUCCGCCAGCCGGAGCUGCUCGAGGAGGAGGCGCUGGCAGGCUCGAGCACAGGUCGGGCGCUCACCACGACAGACAUUGACCUUGCCAAGAUUGCGGUGGCGAUUGGCGUUGCCAUUGAGGCGCGCGGAAAGAACGACCUGUGUGCUGCUAUUGCGGCGUCCGUGGAGCAGCACACGGCGCGAAUAUCGCAGACUGAAGUGUCCCUUCGAGGCAUCCAGCUUUUAAUUUCAUUAAGCAUCUACUACUUCCACAGCGAUGACGAGCUGCUCGCCUGGCGAACCAUUGGCGUCGCUGCUCGCGAGGCUCUAGAAAUGGGCCUGCACCGCAAAAGGAGCCUCUACGACAACUUUGCAGACCCGGCCGCCCGGCAAAGGGCGCUCCGGGUAUUCUGCUGUUGCUACAUCCUCGAUCGUAGAUGGAGCUUCGGCACAGGUCUCUCCUUUGCUCUUGUCGACGGCGACAUCGAUUCCACCCUACUCGAAUCUGAGCUCGACUCUCCCUACCUGAAGUGCAUGGUCGGCUACGCCCGGCUCUGCUCCAAGCUGUGGGAGGCCAUCCCUCCCUUUGGCGCGCCCAGCCAGUCGAUCCCGCACGAGCUCGCGUACGCGCUCGACGCCUCGGCGCUGGAGUGGCUCGACUCCAUCCCGCCGCACCUGCAGAUGCGACACUACCCGCGCGGCGCCGGCAGCCAGGGCAACGCCGGGACGUACACGUCCUCGGUGCGGCCGCCGCCGCAGCAGCAGCCGCGCGUGCUGCACCGCCUGCGCGCGCUGCUCUACCUCCGCGGCAACCUCACGCGCAUCUCCAUCUACCAGCACCACCUCGUCAGCCCGGCGGCCGUGGCCGCCGACCCGCAGCGCGCGCGCGUCGCCGUCGACCUCGCCCGCGACACGGUCCAGGUCCUCGUCCACCUCAACGCCACCUCAGACAUUUACUCGCGCCAGCAAAACGCCUUCAACUACUUCUUGGCGAGCGCCUUUGCCGUCAUCUCGCUCGCGCUGUGCCACGCUCCGCACAUGUUUGCCGCGCAGUGCACGCAGAGCUUCAUGGACGCGGCGGGGCUGGUCAAGGGCUUCAGCCGCCACAGCAUGGCGAGCAAGAGGCUGUGGAAGAGCAUACGUGGGCUGUCGCCGCGGCUGAAGAGCUUGGGCGUCGGCGGCGGAGCGAGCACGAAAGAGCAGCAGCAGCAGCAGCAGACUGGUGGUGGUGGUGUGAAUGCGGCCGGCAGGGCAGCGGCAGCCAGUUCGGAACAGGGAGCGGCUCGGUGGAGAGGCUACGGCCAGUUCUAUCCCGGCGAUGGACGGCAGCAAGCGGGGGGCAGCAGUCAGCAGGCACCGGCGGCGGAUAGCUUGUGGAACUAUAGCCUGAAGCAGCCGUCUGCGGGCGCUGGAGGAGCGGGCGGUUCUGGUAGCAGCAACAACAACACCGAGCCGCUGCCGGGCAUGAACCCGGACAUUCUCAGCCUGUUUGACUCGCUGGGAGACGAGGCCAUGUUUAGCAGCGGCAGCUUCGACACAAGUAUAUACGGUGGGAUGGAGCCCGACGCAGAUGGCGGGGACAUUUCACGGCUUUUUCUUCAAGGACUUAUGUAG
Messenger RNA from Akanthomyces muscarius, 2406 nucleotides. RefSeq lists its product as uncharacterized. Gene Ontology annotation, molecular function: RNA polymerase II cis-regulatory region sequence-specific DNA binding; DNA-binding transcription factor activity, RNA polymerase II-specific; zinc ion binding. The transcript is spliced from 5 exons. NCBI's taxonomy places the organism in Eukaryota, Fungi, Ascomycota, Sordariomycetes, Hypocreales, Cordycipitaceae. Gene Ontology annotation, biological process: positive regulation of transcription from RNA polymerase II promoter by galactose; DNA-templated transcription. The coding region runs from base 1 to 2406 and encodes 801 amino acids. The record is from RefSeq and is a predicted model, not a curated record. Gene Ontology annotation, cellular component: nucleus.